Penicillium angulare is the source of this 726-nucleotide messenger RNA. RefSeq lists its product as uncharacterized. The coding region runs from base 1 to 726 and encodes 241 amino acids. The record is from RefSeq and is a predicted model, not a curated record. The transcript has a single exon. NCBI's taxonomy places the organism in Eukaryota, Fungi, Ascomycota, Eurotiomycetes, Eurotiales, Aspergillaceae.
AUGGCUAUCUCCCACUACGGCGUCUGGGCCUGCACCCCCACCAGCUACGAAGCCCAGAACCCAGAGCAAGACUCCAAGUCUCCUCAUAUUUACCUGCAUUUCACCGAUGACUCAUCUUCAAGCAAGAGCCUCGAGGCUGCAAUCAACGUCAAAUCCACCGAUAAAGACACCCGCCUGGUCUUUUGGUUGACACGCGACUUUACCCAUCCCAUCACUGAGCAACUCUCCAACCUGGAUCUGGGUUUUCAUCUCACACAAUCACAAAGCUCAAACCAAUCAAAGGUUGCAAGCCACAACCAUGCAAGCCGUCACCGACAUGUCCGUCGUGAUGUAGCCACUCUCCAAGGAUUGGAUUUUAUCCGUACCAAGGAUCUGGUGAACAUCGACUCUGGCGAAGUCCUUCCAGCGGACGCCUCUGGUCCCGACAACGAUAUUUUGGACAAGCUGGAUCCUAUUAUUUCGGAUGCUAUCAACAAGAAGGCUACGGCCUAUAUCUUUGGAUCGUCUUAUGGAUCAGGUAUCCAUGAUAUUCACAUGAACCAAGGGAGUCUGCCAGGUUACUCAAAUGGCAUUUAUGAGGAUGGAGCACUCUUAUUCAAGUUUGACGAUGGACAUUGGGAAGCUGUUUUUUUGGCUUUUGCUUCGCAGAAGAUCCCCACAGACGACAACGGAGAGUUCGAAUCGAACAGCAAGUCUCUGGCCUCAAUCCUGGGCCAGAGUGAGUAG